Messenger RNA from Prorocentrum cordatum, 1938 nucleotides. The record is from the annotation of a GenBank genome assembly. NCBI's taxonomy places the organism in Eukaryota, Dinophyceae, Prorocentrales, Prorocentraceae.
AUGGGCUGCGUCGCUGGCGGCUUCGUGGCCGGCUUCGGCGUCGUCUACACCCACACCUCUAUCGCCGCCGACGUCAUCGCCUGCGCCCUCCACAGCGCCCCCGCAUACAUCGCGGGCGGCCUCUGGGACCACGGGCGCGGCACGCAAGCCGCGGAGCACCACUUCCUCGAGCAGCGCGUGCGCGACGAGGACCCAGGCGGCAUCCACGUCAACAGGACUUCGCGCCGCUUCGACGACGAGCGCCGCGGGAUCGAUCAGUGCCACGGUGGCCAGCACCACGGCGUCGGGCAUCACGUCGGAGGCCAGCACGACGACACUGUGCAGUUAAACGGCAUCCAUCACCACCCCGACGAGCAGUACCACGUCGACGAGCUGAACCGCGGUGUCGAGCACCACACCGCAGACCAGCACGACGAUAACGAGCAGUACCACGGCGUUCAACAUCGCGUCGAGGUGUACAACGGCGACGCCACGUUCGGGCCGCUGGCGCAAGUCGCGUGCUGCGUCAGCGAGUGGGGCACAAUCCAGCGGGGCACGUCGCCUCUGCCGGCCACGGCCCCCACGCUGGGCUCGUUGGGGCCGCGAUUGGAUUUCGCCCUCGACGUCGUGUUGGGGGCCACUCGCCUGCUGCGCAGCAUUCUGCUCAGAGGGCCCCUGCUCUGCGCCGAGAGGCUGGGCGUCUGGGCCCCCGCUGGCGCGGGGCCCUCCUGCUUCGACCCUGCCUGGCCCGCCACGUCUCGACGCUCCAGCUCUGCACCCUGGUCUCGGGCAGCCCCGUGCCGGCGCGCCCCCAUCGAAGCCGCCGCUCUCGGAGCUCGUGCGUGCGACGUGCACGUUCAGCUUCUCAGGUGCAAGACCGGGAGCGUCUGCGCGGCUGCCGCUCGAGCCCCCGAGUGCGCCACAGGCGCCGGGGCAGCAUGGGCGGCCGUCACAGUUGGCACGGCGUGGUGGCACCCUGCCUUCCCAGACGAUGAGUACGUCACAGACCAUGGCAGAGCCAAGCGCGGGAGGACCGACCCGGCCACUGCUCGCCAAGCCGCCGCGCUAGGCGUGCCUUUGCUGGAGGAGGACGACGGGGCGCUCGGCCCCGUGCCAAAGGACCCCACCAGCGGCAGGCCAGCCCAACCCGCCAACCUGGAAUGGUGGGACGCCGUGGAUUACGACGCGAUGGAACAACACGCCACCGCCAUCCUCCUGGCCAGCGCGGAGAAGGCCUUCAAGUUUUUCGACAGGGCCCACGUGCGCCCGGAGGCCGCCUCCGCCGAGGAGGCGGCGCCUUCCAUCUUCGAGCGCGUGCCGCGCGCGGCCGAGGAGGCGGCGCCCUCCAUCGUUGAGCGCGUGCCGCGGCCGACCGAGGAGGCCGCGCCCUCCAUCUUCGAGCGCAUCCCGCGCCAGGGCGGCGGGGCGGGCGCGGGGAGGGGGGACGAGGCGCUGCACAGGCUCGCGAGCCCGUCGGACGUGGCUCUGCAGUUCAAGCACGCCGCGGGGGCGGGCAUCCGCGACGAGAGGACCUGGAGGAGGCUGAGCGCCAACGCCGUCCGGGCGCUGCGGCACCUGAAGAUCGCGGAGGUGGCCACGGUGCUGGACAGCUGCGCGCGGGCCUCCUGGCGCGACGACUACCUCCUCUGCGGGCUGGCCGAGGCCUUCCGCUGCGGCGCGGAGCUCCGCCGCGGGACCGUGCGGGAGUACUCGUUGUGCUGCCAGUCACUGCGACGCCUCGGCUUCUGCCCGUGGACGGGCACAGUGCGGCCCAUCGUGAGGGAGCUGAGGUGGCGGCUCAAGUUUCACUACUGGAGGCCCAUCGACGUGGUCUCGGUGCUGCGCUUCGCCUCCGACUUCAAGCUGCACAGGCUGCCCCAGGUGCCGAGUGCGAGGGCCCUCUGCCGCGAGCUGCAGGCGUCGGCGGAGCGGAUGGUGGGGGACAUGCGGCACCUCUGA